GGGUACAUUCAUUGUGCGCUUUUAACGCGCGCUUUUAACGCAGGGACAAGCAUCCAGUACCUUUUUAUGAGUAAAGCUAAAUGCUAAAGUAAUCCCGGUGUUGGCAUCACAGAAGAAACGUAUUGUCAUUGUGGUUAACUGGUCAAGAAUCAGGGUUUGCUUCUCCAAAGGGGAAGUGUCGUUGGCCUGCAACAGCGUAGUGCUUACCUACAAUCUUUGCUAUGGGCAAAAAGUCUCGUGAAGAGGAAUCCUCAUCCUCUGAUGAGGAAGAAUAUGUUGUGGAGAAAGUGCUGGACAGGAGGGUGGUGAAAGGCAGGGUUGAGUUCUUCCUGAAGUGGAAAGGAUAUUCAGACAAGCACAACACAUGGGAGCCAGAGAAGAAUCUAGACUGCCCUGAGCUCAUUGCAGAAUUCAUGAAGACUUACAAGAAAAGUAGUGGUGGGAGCUCCACACCUAGCAGUGGGGGCAGCAAAUCAAGCACAGGCUCCUCAGGACGCGCCAAAGAGUCCAGCACCUCAAAAAAGAGAGCCUCAGAUGAUGACGAGGAGUGUGGAAGUAAGCCCAAAAAGAAAAAAGAGGAUGAUAUUCUAGUUGCUCGUGGCUUUGAGAGAGGACUUGAGCCAGAGAAGAUAAUCGGAGCAACUGACUCAUGUGGGGACUUGAUGUUCCUUAUGAAGUGGAAAGACUCUGAAGAGGCUGAUCUUGUGCUUGCCAAGGAGGCUAAUCAUAAGUGCCCACAGAUUGUCAUAGCCUUCUAUGAGGAACGCCUCACCUGGCAUGAAGACAGUGACAAGAAGGAGAAGGAUGCCGUCAGCGCGUGAGUGCAACACCUCAGGAGGAAAUGGGACCUCGUCCACUGCAGGGACAACCUUGAGUCAGACAUUUUUCUCACCCAAGCCUCCCAUUGUUCCUCUUUACCAUGUCCAACAACACAAAGGCAGCAGACUCAAGUCGUGUUAUAUCCAUUCAUGCCCCCAUUGGAGCACAAGGGCCCAGACUGCUAAGAAGGAUCCAUCACAGAGGAGGAGAAGCUGAAGUAGACAUUGGUUUUAUGCUACUGGGGAGGGUUCUGCUGUUCUGGCUUUGUUCUUUACUGUCGUUUUUAUACCUUUUAACAUGUUUUUAGUGCUUACAGGAUACAGUUAUGUCAGUAAGGUAUUUUACAUCAGUGAGUGGUACAUAGAGUUGUUACAAGCUGUGUUAAGAGCCUCCGAGGUGGGUGGAUGUUCCCCAUCUUAAAGUCUUGCUAAGCAGUGCACCUCUUCUUCAAGAACCCACUCAAGAUAAGACCAUAGUAUAGAUGUUCUGGAAAUAACCAUCACAGCUGUUUCCUGUGUGUAAUCACUUUUAUUAUUUUUUUUUACUUUUUAUCUUGUAGAUUUUUGUUUGUCUGUCUACCCAGAUAUAAUAAUCAAUGUGCAAACUUGCAGAGGACACUGG
This is a messenger RNA of Monopterus albus (swamp eel), 1440 nucleotides long. It is a transcript of the gene cbx5, whose product is annotated as chromobox homolog 5 (HP1 alpha homolog, Drosophila). Lineage: Eukaryota; Metazoa; Chordata; Actinopteri; Synbranchiformes; Synbranchidae. The transcript is spliced from 5 exons. Gene Ontology annotation, cellular component: nucleus. The record is from RefSeq and is a predicted model, not a curated record. The coding region runs from base 222 to 821 and encodes 199 amino acids.